GAGCUGCGCUUCUACAGAAGAUCGCGAGCAGUCGGACUGAGGGGGAACAGGUUGAAAAGAGCAAGAGGCUUGUAUAUUCAAAUACUGUUGGUUGCAGAUUGUAACCGGACCCAACACGCAAACUGGAAGGGCUCAGCGCAGCGUGGGUGCCCAGGGAUCCACUGCAUGAGUGCGGGGAGAGCAGCGGCCAGGACCCCCGAGACAUGAACCACACCAAGGGCGGCCUGGUCAUCUUCACCGCCAACUCGCACCCCGCCAGCCGUGAGAUGGGCAAGAGGAUUUCAGAGCGGUUAGGGGUGGAGCUUGGCAAGGUGCAGGUGUACCAGGAGGCUAACCGAGAAACACGGGUACAGGUCCAAGAGUCGGUGCGAGGCAAAGAUGUCUUCGUGAUCCAGACGGUGUCCAAGGACGUGAACACCACCAUCAUGGAGAUGCUGAUCCUGGUGUAUGCGUGCAGGACGUCCUGCGCCAGGAGCAUCACGGGCGUCCUCCCCUACUUCCCCUACAGCAAGCAGUGCAAGAUGAGGAAGAGGGGCUCCAUCGUCUCCAAGCUCAUCGCCUCCAUGAUGUGUAAAGCUGGUCUCACCCACCUGAUCACCAUGGACCUCCAUCAGAAAGAGAUCCAAGGCUUCUUCAACAUCCCAGUGGACAAUCUGAGGGCCUCCCCCUUCCUGCUGCAGUACAUACAGGAAGAGAUCCCCGACUAUAGAAAUGCUGUGAUUGUGGCCAAAUCCCCAGCCUCCGCCAAAAGGGCUCAGUCGUUUGCCGAGCGGCUGCGUCUGGGCUUAGCGGUGAUCCACGGCGAAGCUCAGGACCCCGAGUCGGACCAGGUGGACGGGCGGCACUCCCCACCCGCCGUCAGGACCAGUGGAGCCAUUCACCCCAGCAUGGAGAUCCCACUGUUGAUCCCCAAAGAGAAGCCUCCCAUCACCGUGGUAGGAGACGUAGGAGGACGCAUCGCCAUCAUAGUGGAUGACAUCAUCGACGACGUCGACAGUUUCGUGGCGGCGGCGGAGACGCUGAAGGAAAGGGGGGCCUACAAGAUCUACGUCAUGGCAACGCACGGCAUCCUCUCCCUGGACGCUCCGAGGUUCAUCGAGGAGUCGGCCAUCGACGAGGUGGUGGUGACCAACACGAUUCCUCACGAGCUCCAGAAGCUCAAGUGUCCAAAGAUCAAGACCGUCGACAUCAGCAUGAUCCUGUCGGAGGCCAUCCGCCGCAUCCACAACGGAGAGUCCAUGUCCUACCUGUUCCGCAACAUCGGAGUGGACGACUGAACAACCUGCCUCUCUCUCUCCCUCUCUCUCUCUCACACACACACACACACACACACACACUAUUUGCCUUGUCAGGUCUCUUCAGACAUAGAGGUGAAUGUCAAACACUGAAAUUGCUACACACAUUAAUAAAUAUCCACGUCCUGCUCGUAUCAUAAACUUAAAUGUAAACUACUUUUCCUCUGAGUGCAGCUUAAAAGGGUAGUUUGGAUUUUUUGAAGUGGGGUUGUAUGAGAUACAUAUUCAGUGUAUUAUUUACAGUAGAUGAUAGUCAGCAUGCCUCCAUUUUGGAGAAACAGACAGGAUUAGAAGAGCAAGGUGGAGCAGCAAGACGGAGUUUAGGGUUAGAUAUAAAAAAGUGUAUAUAUCAGUUUAAGUGUACGCUAUAUUUAGAAUACAUUCGCUUUACUUUACUGUCGGACAGCUCUUUCUGACGAGGAACUGAAGCUGUUACCUACGCUCUCUUUAAAGCCACCAGACUCCUUUUCACAAAACCAGUGAUUUUACCUCACAGAACACGACGGUUGCUGGUUCACCGCUGCCUCGAUCUGUUUGUUAAUGUUGAUGUGUGACUUUGGCGAAUCCGAACCAACCCUUAAACGGCAAAGUCACACAAUAACGCAAACGAUGGAGGCAGCCGUGGUAAACUGUUAACUCUGGUGUUCUGCGAGGAAAAAUUACUGUUUUUGUCAAAGGAGUCUCGUGGCUUUGACGACAGCAUAGAUAACGGCUUCGUCAGAAAGGGCCGUCUGACGGCAAGAUAAAGAUACACUGACUGUGGAUAAGCACCUCAUACAACCCCACUUAAAAAAAAAUCUGAAUUCUACCUUUAAUUAACACAUAAGAUGACUGAAGACACACAUGGGAACACGGACCUCCACGGGUUAGUCUCGUUCCAUAGCUGUGCCCAAACACACACACACACACACACACACACACACACACAGAUCUGUGCCCUUGAUGGACUACUGCCUGUCUCUCCCUCUGCUGCCCUCAUGUCAAACAGCACACACCUUGUUUUUUUACUCAUCUCCAUUUCUCUCUAUAGAAAUUAAUGUUAAUAUAAGAACAUGAUAUUUGUUAACAUUGGACCCACCCCACCCCACCCCUUGCAGUAAAAUCUCCUUCACAGCAUCAGAAAGAGUGGCAGUGCCUUCUGCAGGACCUACACACACAGGCCUUCACUACUCACACACCACUCGGCUAACAGAGCUAAUGAAUAGAGGCCCCUUGUAUUGAAUCCAGGGAUGUGCAGGUUCCCAGCUAAUUACCUUGUGUAGAGUAUCUGAGUGCAUGUUUAACCCCAUUCUGUUUUAUUUAUGUGGUGUGUGACUAGGCUACUAAUGUCGUUCAUUUAGACUCUUAACUAGCUGGCUGCGGUUGCCAUAGCGCUGAGAUGCUAAUCUGGUGUCAAAUCUACUCGUUGCUAAAGUUGAACUGGAAUUAACACAGGAAGCACGUCUCGGUCUGGUCCGUUCCAAACUUUUUUUACGGUGUUUCAUGAGUCCUCCAUGUAACAUUGUGUGCCAUCAUGUCAAUGCCUGCUCAUGUUUUAUAUUUGUUCACAAAUGAGCUGUCGCCCCUCUAGCUGGAGGGCCCCGGGCAGUGUUACACUCCGAUUAGAAGUGGAAGGUUGUUCUUAAUUCUGAGUUAAGAUCAUCACAACAGAGACUGAAGUUUGCUGAAACACACCAGCAGCUAAAACUGGGAGAGUAAAUCUAAACUUUUUUUGUUUGUUUUUUCUGAUGAGCAAAACUUGACUGAAGCAGGUUUUUGUCACUUUACCAGAUGUUACAAAAAAAAAAUAAAAUGUUUUGUAUUUAUUUUCAACACUUCUUAUGAAUAAAUAAUGACUUAUGAAAGUAGAGACCGACUCGUUUUGUAGUUUCAUAAAUCGGGUGUGUGUGAUUUCUGGAUAACACACGCUCUUGUUUCAGCAGGCGCACCGGUUAGCAUGUUAGCCUGCUUAACAAAAUCAAGUACAGCUGAAGCUAAUUGGGGGGGACAUUAGUGUUACAGGUUCAAUACCAAAUGAAAAGUCAUUGAAAUACAUAAGUGUAUAAAACAAAUAAUUUUAUUGUUAAAUGUUAAACUGGUGGAUCGCAACUUUUACAAAACGGUUGGUGCAGUUGUCACAUUUCAGAUGUGAGUUGUUAGCAGUUCUACCAAAGUACGAGUUCCUCUAAAAUGUAAAAAAAGAAUUUCACAAGGCCCAAAGAGGUCAAAUUAACCAGUAUUUUGCACAAAAAAAAGCAAAGAUUAGAGACAACUUAAAAAAAAAUUAAUAAAUAAGUACAAAU
Messenger RNA from Anarrhichthys ocellatus (wolf-eel), 3577 nucleotides. RefSeq names its product phosphoribosyl pyrophosphate synthetase-associated protein 2 (gene prpsap2). The record is from RefSeq and is a predicted model, not a curated record. Gene Ontology annotation, biological process: purine nucleotide biosynthetic process; 5-phosphoribose 1-diphosphate biosynthetic process. The transcript has 11 exons. Gene Ontology annotation, cellular component: cytoplasm; ribose phosphate diphosphokinase complex. Bases 204 to 1277 code for a protein of 357 amino acids. Gene Ontology annotation, molecular function: magnesium ion binding; ribose phosphate diphosphokinase activity; ATP binding. Lineage: Eukaryota; Metazoa; Chordata; Actinopteri; Perciformes; Anarhichadidae.